AUGGGAGGAAAAGGCGGUAGCGGUGGAGGAGGAAAAGGUGGCGGCGGCGGUGGAGGGAAAGGCGGUGGUAGUGGCGGUGGAGGAGGAAGGAGCGGCGGUGGUGGUGGUGGAGGAGGAGGGAAAGGUGGUGGCGGUGGUGGAGGAGGAGGCUACAUGGUAGCUCCGGGAAGCAAUGGGUCUUCUUACAUAUCGAGAGAUAACUUUGAGAAUGACCCAAAAGGUUACUUUGAUAAUCUGCAUGGUAGCGGACAGGGUAGCAAGUAA
Messenger RNA from Thlaspi arvense, 264 nucleotides. The record is from the annotation of a GenBank genome assembly. NCBI's taxonomy places the organism in Eukaryota, Viridiplantae, Streptophyta, Magnoliopsida, Brassicales, Brassicaceae.